Messenger RNA from Oncorhynchus gorbuscha (pink salmon), 4026 nucleotides. Its product is annotated as follistatin-related protein 3-like. The record is from RefSeq and is a predicted model, not a curated record. Gene Ontology annotation, molecular function: activin binding; protein binding. Gene Ontology annotation, biological process: negative regulation of activin receptor signaling pathway; multicellular organism development; regulation of BMP signaling pathway. The transcript is spliced from 5 exons. NCBI's taxonomy places the organism in Eukaryota, Metazoa, Chordata, Actinopteri, Salmoniformes, Salmonidae. The coding region runs from base 1811 to 2557 and encodes 248 amino acids.
AAAAACUGUAUUUUUACUAAAUGUGUAGUUUCUUGUAGAAACAGGACGGUUUCAGUGAGUUGACCUCAAUGCAAACUUCUGUCUAUGACCACAGAACCAUUGGGGUUCAAAUUUCACUCUGUGAUUAAAGUCAGUGUCUCACAGCCACAAAAGGGUAGAACAUAUUUCAAACGUUGUUUAUUAGGGGGAGAUGGGCCCUGGCAUGUCACUAUCACAGGUGAUUAUUGUGUCUGAGGCUGUGUGAACAAAUUAUUGGAUUAUGCUAAUAGUUAUAAAAACAUAUUUUAUUUAGCUUUCCCUUAUGUGGAUGUGAUGUUAACACUCCCCAGUUGAUGGCAGCACUGGUAAAUUGUAUUUUUCUGGACCAAAUGCAUAGUCACAGCAAUGAUACAGUGGCACAUUAAACAGAGAAAGACAGACAAAUACAAACAGAAUUAUGAUUGAUAGAAUAUGUCCUUAAACUAUAGUCAUAUAACUUUUAGAAAACCCUAGAUUCUACACAUGCUUCAUAGUUAUGUCGUUUUACAACAUUUCUUCAACUUGAAAUGUCACACCAGUAUUGCAUUGCCAUAGAUACAUAAAUAAUAGCGAUAAGAAGUGGUUCGUCUGGGUUGCCAAACCGUAGCCUAUUCAUCUGUGUGGCCCAAUGAUCCAAACCAUGUGAGCUGCUGCAGUGACCCAGUUCUCCAGCCCACCCACUGCACCACUCUGCAGGGUCAGCAUUCCAGCUGUGCCCUGGGGAUCUCUGUACAGCAACAGAAGGCAACAUCAUUCACCACGACUUACAGAAACAGCAUAUGAUACUUUCAUUUUCUCCACCACCAAAGGGACUACAAGCCGGAGACAGACAGAUGGGAAGAUUGGCACAAUUUUGGCUCCCAAGCAAUAUCAUACGCCACAGAAGAGAGGCGGUGAUAGGGGACAAGAGAAAGAAAGGGGAUGGAAGAUAGAUGGAGGUCUACAUGUGGAUGAAAUAACACUCAGGCUCACUCUGACAUUCUCACGUAGGGGUUCUAUCAGUGAAAUGAGUGCCUCCUAACCAUCACAAUCACCUGCCAUCGCUCUCACUGAUGCUUUGCAUCUGCUUCUUCUGUGUUGGUGUCCCUGCUGCUGUUGAAGACUGACUUGGGGCCACACAUGUAUUUUAUCACUUAUUAGCUUUAAUGAGUCCUCUCAUAAAAAUUGAAAAAGGCUAAAGGCUUAUACCCCAUCUCUAACAUGUUGGUAUUUAUCUAACCACAUCUAACUUAGAGGUAUUGAGACUGAUAAUUAUUUCCUUGUAAUACAAUUGAAAGCUAUAUGAUAUGGACUGAAAAGUUCUGAAGUUUUUCUACAUUAUUUGAAAUAUUUGAAUGAAAAAAUUGUUAUUAUCUAUUCGCAUAUAAUAAUUUGAAAAUAUGUAAAACCUAUUCGAAAUAUGCUAGGCCUACUCUACGUUCACAACACCACCGUAAUCAGAAGACGCGUGGUCCAGUUGCGUCUGAUGCACUCUGGUGAGGGGACGUCUCUUGUCUGGAAAUUGAGUCAGAACGCAGAACACGUAGAACACUGUCAAUUCCAGCUCUGUUCCAGCAUUAUAACUGGCUGAGAGCAUCGCCCAUCCCAGCAGCAUAAUUUCGUCUGGGCUAAAUAUUUAUAUAGAGGGGAACGACCUUCAUUUACAACACAUUCAUUCACGUGAGAGAACACUGCGAACUUCUCCAUUGCCAAGUUAACAUUAUUUGAAAACGUUUGGAAAAGAACAAACAGACAUUUUGAAAGUUUUGACCAAAGUUUUAUUUUACAAUUAUUAUAAUAUUUUUUUAUCACCAUGGGCUUUUUGAUUGCUCUUUUCGGUGUGACAGUUGCUUUGAGUCAAAUGUUUGGAAGAUAUACUGUAAAUGCGGGGAUGUGUUGGCUGCAGCAGAGCCAAGAGCAGCGCUGUGACAUGGUGCUGAUGCGUGGGGUCAGCAGGGAGGAAUGCUGCUCCGGGGGCCGUCUGGACACGGCCUGGUCCAACACUAGUCUGCCUAUCAAUGAGGUCAGCCUACUGGGCUUCCUGGGAAUCGUGUCCUGCAAACCAUGCAAAGAGACUUGUGAUGGUGUGAACUGCGGCCCAGGGAAGGUGUGUACGUUGAAUGCUGGACGUCCUCAGUGUGCGUGCUCUCCCGACUGCACUAACAUCUCCAAAAAGCAUGCUGUGUGUGGCAGCGAUGGGAACUCCUAUCGUGACGAGUGUGUCCUCCUGAUGGCCCGCUGUAAAGGACACCCUGAUCUGGAGGUCAUGUACCAGGGAGAAUGCAAAAAGUCUUGCUCCAAUGUGGUGUGCCCAGGUACCCACACCUGUGUGACAGAUCAGACUAACAGUGCCCACUGUGUCAUGUGCCGCACAACCCCCUGCCCAAUACCGCUGAAGUCCGAGAUGCCUAUCUGUGGCAACGACAACAUCACCUACCCCAGCGCCUGCCACCUCCGUAGAGCCACCUGCUUCCUGGGGCGCUCCAUAGGAGUGCGUCACUAUGGCAACUGCACUAGUAAAUCCCCUUCACUGUUCCUGAUCUGUCAACACAUAGCCUAAGUGUUCCAAGAAACACCCUGGCUUUGGAGGGCAGUGAGGAGAAUUCACUCUAAAGGGACAGUUCUUGUGUGGUCCAACUGGUACUAGACUUAGCUUAGUCCACCCGGUACGAAGAUUUCCAAGAGAUUACCUUCGAUACGUGAACCAAAAUUGUCCCGAUGUUCACUCACCAAGUUCUGAUUUAUGUUGACUACUUUUUUUACAAUCACUUAUCCCCUCCAUCCCUACCCCCCUGUACAUAGAACAAUGAUACAUUUGAUGUGGGGGAACCCGUUGGAAGUAGCCGUCUGUUCUUCCAAAAGGAAACCAAUACUGUAUUUGUUGAUGCAUGCAAUGUAUGUUAAAUAGGAUGAUUUGCUCAUGAAACUGUGGAGAAAUAUGUAGGGGGCUUUAAGUAUAGGGAAAUAUGUGUAUAUUGUAAGUAAAUACUGCUACUAUUUAUUGAAGAAGGUAUCAAAUCUGUUCUAUUUAUGUUUUGACCCUGUAUACAAAUCCAUAUAUCAAUAGGUCAGCUGUAUUUAUUGUAUUUGGUUUUAAGGUACAUGUAUUUGAAUGGCCACUGGAAUUCUUUUAUUUUGGCAAGUUAUUUUAAUUUUUGUGUAUUUUUCAUAUCCCUAAAUAAAGUGCAUUGUCCCCUUAAAAGCAGCAUGACAAAAAAAACUCCAUUUGUUUGGAUACUGGAUACCACAUUUAGAGGAUGACAACAUAUUUUGUUUCAAUUCACUCGAAGCAAAACAGGGUAACUGCUGUCUGUACUCCAGUGUUUGUUUGGAGGUGAUGAGAGACUUAGCCAAAACAAAAGUGCACAGUAUGUCUCCUCUAACUCUGCUUGCACAGAGUAUGAAACUGUUUAUGCUGGAGCCCAAUAAAAUGUAUAAGCCUCCCACUGAUCACUCAAAUGAACAGUUUAGUUCAGUGUGCAGCAAUUUUAUUAGACUGUUGGUUCAACCCCAAGCCUUUACAAUACCUCCACUGUUGAAGUCUUGGCUUUGUUUAUUUUGUAUGUUUGUGGGUAAUAUGAGACCAAUAUAAUGCCAUUCAGGUUGUUGAAUACACUGUAAUAUAGUGUAACUGCAAAAUCUGACAAAUGUUGUUAGCCUUAACAAAUUGAAAACAUGAUAAUGCCAAAUUACAUUAAUUUACUCAAAGUUAACUCACAGCCGAAUGUAUCUGUUCAACGUUUAAGUACUCGUGGCUAUUUGAACCAAAUGGGCAGAUAGCUAUUUGCAAAUAGCUAUUGGUUAUUGUGAUAUGAAUGAAUAGUGCUGCCCACCCAUUUAUUCUAGAUGAUAUAAUAUAUUUUUAAUUAAAACAAAUACUGUUUUUGAACAAUUUACACUAGUUUCUUGAAAAUAGAACUCAGUUUCAUGUACCUGUGUUCCUACUGUGAAAUUUGAAUGACAAAUGUAUCUACUUAUUUUUGUAUUUUUGUACUGCCAUUUUAUCUCAACAUAAACUAUAGUAUUUGU